Messenger RNA from Micromonas commoda, 666 nucleotides. RefSeq lists its product with no specific name. The transcript has a single exon. The coding region runs from base 1 to 666 and encodes 221 amino acids. The record is from RefSeq and is a predicted model, not a curated record. Lineage: Eukaryota; Viridiplantae; Chlorophyta; Mamiellophyceae; Mamiellales; Mamiellaceae.
AUGUCUUCGACUUCGUACUCGGCGCUUGCGCAGCGCGCGCUCGUCGCGCCCAACCCAAAGCACCACAAGGCCCGAAGCGUCAGGGCGAGCGGCGGGAGGAAGUAUCAGUGGUGGGGUUCCUCCGCCACGAUCGGGAACUCGAGGUCCGCGGAGGACCUGAGGGCGAAGGCGACGGCCGCGGCGAAGGAGGCCGAGGCCGAGGAGCUUCCCCCGCAGGAAUGGGCCAAGGAGUGGCGCGGGUCCUUCGAGGGCGACGCGGACGCGCUAAAGUCGUUCAUGGGGGAGGUGACUUCACGAUUGGAAGGGAUCGAGUGUCGAUUCAUCGUCGUCGGAGACGGGGGCAUCCUGGAGAGCGUUCAGCCGAUGCCCGGGGAGGCGCGGUUCGCCGAACUCGGACCCAAGGGCACGUGCUGCACCAUCGCGAGUCCCACGAAAGAGUUCGAGGCGCACGUCAUGCUCGCCAAGGUGAGGGAGGUGGCGUUGGCCCGAAGCGAGCGGCCCGGGGGCGGGCGGAUCUACGCCAUCCGACUCUUCGGCUUCGGGGGGGAAGACGCCCCGGCCAAGAGCGUCAUGACGAUCCUGCUCAACGGACUGGGCGAAGGCGGGGUGUCCGACGAGGCGAUCGAGAAGUGGGAGUCGCUGGCGGAGUGCCUCCCCGGGGCGUGA